AUGCGUUUGUUUUUCCAAGCUAACUUUCUCGCGGUCUUUAUUGUAAUGACUGUCAAAGGCGAUGGAUCUUCUUCAUCCUGCCCCAAGCCGUACGACAAGAUGAUGGUAUGCAACCUGAUGUGUAACCUCCUACAGGAUUCGAGCGCAAACGACGCCAUUAAACUGUUAUAAGCGAAACUGGAAAGUCUCGUUGCAGUGAUGAACAAACCUGCAAUAACAACAGGUAAACUAUAGCAGAUAUUAACGAACUCUCACUUCUUCGACGCAUUUGUCUUCCGUUCUCACGCGUCUUAUUUUGCUAAGCGAGAGGAUCUGAAGACAUUAUUAACAGAAACCUUUUUAUUUCCUAUUUGAUCACAGUCAUUGCCGCUUCCUCGUGCAAGGAACAGUAUGAAAAACACAAGUGAGUUUAAGUCUUGAAUAGAUAGAUACAGUGUUGUGAAAUAAGGCAAUUGGCACCAAGAAAAACUGGCUUUUUCUAUUUAAGAGAUGCUAUAAAUUUUUUCUUAAAAAUUUGACAUUCGGUCAAAAAUGACAAGAGUUGCCGAUAAAUGCAAAAUAAAACAAUGCAGUGAAUGUUAGGUUCGCUGUUUUCAAUUUCGUAGUUCGACCAAAAGCCAAGUGUACACGCUGAAGUUUGGUUCGCAAAAGAUUCCUGUUUACUGUCACAUGGGCAACUUUGGAUGCGGAGAUGGAGGGUGGACGCUGGCCAUGAAGAUUAAUGGCACAAAGGUAAACGAUUCUCCUGGCAUACGGAAGUUAUGUUUAUAGUGUAAAGUUAAUGGGUUCUUGUUUGUAUUUCAGAAAACUUUCCAUUACAACUCUGGGUUUUGGAGUAACAAGAAUCCCUAUAACCUUCCAGGAGGCAAGACCGGGUUUGACGGUCAAGAGACUAAACUACCAACUUACUGGAACACAUCCUUCUCCAAGAUUUGCCUGGGUAUGAAGAUCGGCCAGCAGAUCAAGUUCAUUGUUAUCAACAAGAAGGCCGCUUCUCUGCAUUCAUUGAUCGCAGACGGGAAGUAUCGCACCACGUCACUGGGUCGCAACACGUGGAAGAAGCUGAUUGGCUCUCAGGCAUCCCUGCAGACUGGGUGCAACAAGGAGGGGUUCAAUGCUGCCAGUUCCGGCUCCUAUGCUAAGGCAAGAAUCGGUAUCCUUGGAAAUGACCAACGAGAUUGCCACACCUGUGAUUCCAAAAUUGGGUUUGGAACGGGAGGAGACAAAGACGAUUCCAACACAUGUGGGAACAACGCUGUCAAGGGAUAUACAUCGGAUAAUGGGGAGAGAAACAUCAAAGCCAUGGGAUAUAUCUUGGUGCAGUAG
Molecule: messenger RNA, 1326 nt
Organism: Porites evermanni
Lineage: Eukaryota; Metazoa; Cnidaria; Anthozoa; Scleractinia; Poritidae
Source: the annotation of a GenBank genome assembly